This is a messenger RNA of Poecile atricapillus (Black-capped chickadee), 2964 nucleotides long. It is a transcript of the gene MSANTD2, whose product is annotated as Myb/SANT DNA binding domain containing 2. Bases 784 to 1968 code for a protein of 394 amino acids. The record is from RefSeq and is a predicted model, not a curated record. Lineage: Eukaryota; Metazoa; Chordata; Aves; Passeriformes; Paridae. The transcript is spliced from 6 exons.
CUUUGUGACUGUCUCCUCCUUUGGUUUUCCUAAUUAUAAAUUAAGCGGGGAUAAUAUGUGUUCGUGUUGCAGGCAGUGUUGCAGAACAAUAAGCAAAAGCCUCGGUCUCUUCCAGUCUGAGCAGUCACUGGGCAGUGAUCAGGUCUGUUUUCAGUUACUUGUCCUAAAUUUCCUGCUUUCUGUAUCUGUAUCAAUAUAUGUAUGUGCACUUCAGGAACCACGGAGCAGGAGUUGAGCUGGACACCGGGAGGAGUAGAGGAGGUGCGUAAGAAAAGACCAGAUCUUAGAUCUUGGAGAUCAGAAUAACCUGGUGAGAGAAAGGUUAAGGAUUAUAAAAUGCCCAGGUUUCCUGAGGUCUGAGCAAUUAUUUAGGUCUUACCAGGCUCUCUGAAGAAAAGAAGCCUGUGGACUUAAAAGAAACAAGGCUGACUUGUGGUAUUUGUAGGGAACAUCAGGUGAAGUUGUAGGGACUGCCUGUUGGAGACACUGGGGAGAGCCUCCAAGAAGAAAGAGCUGGCAAGAAUCUUGAUUCUCCAGCACACAAGACCAAGGAGCCAGCAGCUGCUUAGCCACAGGCCUGUUGGUGCUCUGGAAAGCCCUAUAUUUCAGAUUAUCUCCCUCAAAUUUUAGGUUGUCUGCUUCCAGAAGUGGAGGUAACACAGCCAGGGCUCUGAAUCUCAGGAGGAAACUGGUUAGAAAUGUAUCCCUUUGCUGCUGAUGCUGUUAAACCAGUGUAUGAGGAGCAUUAGCAGCUUCACAAGAGACAGAGUGAGUUAGUAAGGAAUGCAAAAAUAUACCCUCCGCAGGUGCUACAGCCGCGUGAAGGAGCACGGCGUUGGCAAGAGGAAAAGCAGCUACACGUUUGAACAGCUGGAGCAGGUGUUUGGGCAGGGAGGAUGGGACUCCCAGCCCUGCCAGCCUGUGCUCAUCAACAGCAGUGGCUUGUACCAGGAGCUGGAGUCAGAUGGCAGCACCAUGGAGGAAUACUCUCAGGAGGACUGGGGAAACCACAGUCAGGAUCUUCACUGCUACCAGACUGGCGAGCAGGAAUUGGAUGAAAUGCCUACCACGAAAAGAACAUUAAAGAUAAAACAAGAAUCUUCAGAAGACACACAGAAGCGUGACGUCAUGCAGAACAUUAUGCAAAUCUUGGAGUCGGUCCAGUUGAAGUGGGAGCUGUUUCAGAGCUGGACGGACUUCUCCAGGCUCCACCUUUCUAACAAACUGGCCAUUUUUGGCAUUGGGUACAACACCCGCUGGAAGGAGGAUAUCCGUUACCACUACGCAGAGAUCAGCUCCCAGGUGCCCCUCGGCAAGCGGCUCCGGGAAUAUUUCAACUCGGAAAAACCAGAGGGUCGGGUGAUCAUGACCCGAGUACAGAAAAUGAACUGGAAAAAUGUUUAUUAUAAAUUCCUGGAGAUCACCAUCAGCGAAGCCAGAUGCUUGGAGCUGCACAUGGAGAUCGACUGGAUUCCCAUCGCUCACUCCAAACCCACUGGAGGGAACGUGGUGCAGUAUUUAUUACCAGGAGGGAUCCCCAAAAGCCCUGGCCUGUACGCCAUUGGAUAUGAGGAGUGCCACGAGAAACUCCCCUCCCCUCUGGCCGAGCACCGGGCACCCGACCCCGGCAAUGAGACUCCAGGGGAGCUCGAGGUCCCCUCGCCACAGGCCUCCCUUCGGGUGGAUAUGGAAUCUGCCCGGAUUAUCUACUGUUACCUCGGCAUCGCCGAGGUCCGGACUCUCCAGCAGUGCCUGUUUUUACACUUCCAGGCAAACACCAAAACCUUCAGCAAAGAUUGGGUCGGGAUCAACGCCUUUUUAUCUCAGAACUGCGUCGUAGAGCCCGGUGUCUCACCCAAAUCCAUCUACAUCAAAUUUGUGGAAGUGGAGAGGGAUUUUCUGUCUGCCGGCUCUUUGGUAGAGUGCCUGGAAAAAGCCAUCGGGUACCCCUUAAAAUUUAACAACUGAGUCUCGUCCUUCAUAAGGAUCAGGGCUUUGCGCCCCAUUUUCCAUCUCACUGGGAUCCUGUCCGUUCACAUCCGGGCACGCUGGACUUUUCCGCCUGGAAUGGCGUUUUGGGGUGCGCGGAGGCUCCCCAGGCGCCGCGCCCGGCUCUGGCCGGUUCCCCAGGGAGCGGCAGGAGGAGCGCCCGGCCCGCCAGACGGCUCUCGGUACAUUCCACACGGGACAGGCUCGUCCACACGGCGUUUUCAUACAGAAACUGAGGGUUUGGUCUUUCCUUUAUUCCACGGUGUCUCAUUUGGAUGCAUCAGUCUCUGAGUGUUCCUGUGGAUCUGACUCAAUAAGCAAUAGAUAACGGCGAGGGAAACCCCAACGCCCAGCCCGGGGACUGUUUUUCAAAGCCACCCUUAGAUAUCUUGUAUAUAAUUUAGAACUUCACUUUUUUCACCAUCGAGUGUUCUCCUCUCUCCAAACAGUGUUGCCUGCAAAGACUUUGGGUUCUGUGAUGUAUUCCACAUCCUUAGUAGCGUUGCCAUAUCUGCUUUUAUUUUAUUUUAUUUUUUUAACAUUAAAAUAAUUCCUGGCCUUUUUAGUUUUUCUUUAUUUUUUUUCUCAUUAAUUUUUCCCUAUUUUGGUCUUUUUUUAUCAUUAUUUUUCUCUUAUUUCUCUCCUUUUUCUCUUUUCUUUUUCCUCUAUUCCUCUUUUUUAUUUUCUUUUUUUAUCUUCUUUUUAUCUUGUCUUUUUUGUUUGUUUUUUGAAAUUUAUCAUUUUCCUUUUUUCUUUUGCUUUUUUAAUUUUGUUUUUUUUUAUGAUUUCUGUUUUUACUUUUGACCUUUUGACCCUUUUUUUUUGUCUUUUCUUUUUCUCCUUUCAGUUUCCUUUUUUUUUUUUUUUAAUAUUAAUUGAGUUCCAAAACUCUCAAUGAGAAUAACCUGGCAGCUGGGAAAAAACUUAUUAUUAUUUUUAUUUGUUUUGUUGUCGACCCAUUGCUUAUGGAUACAA